AUGUUUGGUGCCGUGUUUUUAUUAGUGCUAUGUUUAGGGACAUUUCCUAUUUAUGUGACAUCCCUAUACUACUUCCCAAUCGUAGAUGAUGGGCGAGUAGACUGGGAGAAGAUAGUGGGGGGCACGAAGGCCGCCAACGGCUCAGCGCCAUACCAGGUCUCGCUGCGGGUGUACGGCUACAGGCACUUCUGCGGCGCCUCCAUCAUCACGCCGAGAGUGAUCCUCACGGCCGCGCACUGUGUUGACGGAAUAAAUUUCAAAUACUACAAAGCUAUAGUCGGCACCAACCAGCUGGCACUAGGCGGUAAAGCGUACAGCAUCCGCAAAGUGGUUCGCCAUGAGAAUUACGACCCCGAACUCAUCUUGAACGACAUAGCGAUCAUCUUCACUGAGAAGGAGAUGGAAUUCAAUUCCGUCAUUGACGCGAUAGAGUUGAAUGAUGAGCCUAUAGCGCCGGGGGAGAAUCUUCUCCUUACUGGAUGGGGGACCACUUCGUAUCCAGGCCUGUCUCCCAACGACCUAAUGCAGCUGGAACUGAAGGCGGUGUCCUAUGAGGAGUGCAAAGCUAUCCACAAGGACACCAACCCCGUAUACGAGACACAGAUCUGCGCACUCAGCAAAACUGGCAAAGGCGCUUGUCAUGGCGAUUCCGGAGGUCCCCUCGUGAGGGAGGGGCGACAGGUGGGCAUCGUGUCCUGGGGACUACCCUGUGCUAAGGGCAAGCCAGACGUUUAUACAAAAGUGGAGUCUUACAUGGAUUGGAUAGAAAAAACCCUUAGUGACGAUGACCAGGAUCACGUAAAUUUUAUACAUCACAAACGAAAAAAUAAAACCACUAGUUAA
Messenger RNA from Maniola jurtina (meadow brown), 843 nucleotides. Its product is annotated as chymotrypsin-1-like. Gene Ontology annotation, molecular function: serine-type endopeptidase activity. The transcript is spliced from 6 exons. Gene Ontology annotation, biological process: proteolysis. NCBI's taxonomy places the organism in Eukaryota, Metazoa, Arthropoda, Insecta, Lepidoptera, Nymphalidae. Bases 1 to 843 code for a protein of 280 amino acids. The record is from RefSeq and is a predicted model, not a curated record.